AUAUUCCGUUGUAAGUAAUUAAUCAAGAUUUAUUACUGCGAGAAUCUAAUCUUUUCCAUGCAUACAUUUAUAUCGCACAACAGACCAAGGAUGACGACCACACACUUCUUACCCAUUCCUGGGACUUCGACGUCGUGACAACCGAAUCAGUUCUAUACGAAAUACGAAUACAUAUUUUGGUGAGACUGCCACUUCAGCAAGCAAAUGGAGACCCCGAUACGCAGUUCAUUGUACAGACUGCUGCUCCGAUCAGCGCGUCGAGUGGACAAGGAUGAAGCGGCACGAGUGUUUGUCCUGGCACCCCCAUCCAAAUUUUGGAUGCAUGAGAGUGGUCGCACCUACAGAUUCCGAGACGGGGGAGUAGAUGCAGAGAAGACGAGUCGACGGCGGGCGGAGGGAACAAGUGGCGGGAGCUCAUCAUCGUCGUCAGCAUCAAGUAACAACAAAGGAAAAGAAGAUAACGCGAGUAAUGUCGAUGUUGCGUGCACAACUUCUACAAACAGCAAGGACGCUGCAACUGCAAACGGAGGUCGUAGGGCCCAUCAAACAUUGACAAGGCUUCUACGGCGUGCAAAUGCUAGUGGGGAAUUCUUUCGGCCUGUCAACAAUGUUACAACCAGCAAUAGUUGUUCCUCGACGGAAAAAUCCGGAAUACCAUCUUCUUUAUCUUCGAUCCCUACCACUACCUCUACGACUACGAAGAUGUCUUCUACCAGCUUCUUCGACGUUGAAGCACCACAUUUGUUGACAAGAAGUGUUCGCUUCUACAGGGAAGACCUGGUUUCCAGUGAGGACGCUUUUGCAGCGUUGCGAACGUUCAAUUUUGCAUUGGAUGUUUUGAGGAAGUCUAGUGGUCCCACGACAACUUCUAGUUCAACAUCCUCUGUGCGGCCACCAGUCUCAACUACUGGAGAUGAUACAGCAAAUAAGCAAAGAGCUGUGCUGAACAAGACGGGGAUUCCACCACCACCUGCGCCAUCUACAACAACUUCUGCGUCAGCACCUCAAGACUCAUCUUCUUCUACCUCCACGAGCAGUAGCAUUACUGGAAUUAGCAGGGCCACGAGAAAGAGCAGCACUCGUCGAGGCAGCGACCGGGUGCAUAUCGACGCUUUGAGCGGAGCAGACCAAGCGAAGAGUGCUGAUCUUUCUGUACGAGACGCAACAGCAAUUGGAAUAAACGCGAAAAAUGACGAAGCAGCACCGUCGACCGACACUACCACAGCUACGACUCCAACACCAGGUAGCACAGCGAAAGCACCGGACCUGGAGAAGGAACAAGCGACUCCCUCGAUAAGAAGCAAAGCAUCGUCUGCAAGGCAUCAAGCCGAGAACGAUGACUACUACGCCAGGCUAGAGGAACUGCAACUAGUUACGCGAUCAGUCUAUGGAAAAGUCCCAGCAGCAACUGCGAGCGACAAGGCAGCAUCUUCAUCUAGUAGCCCAUCUUCAAAGUCGCCGCUCCUCUUCGGAGAGGACGAAAAGAGUGCUGCCUUUGCUGAAAUCUCAGAAAGAGAUUACGAUCUGACGACCGAGGAAAAGGCGACAUGUACAAUUACUGCCUGAUCAGAUUCGUGUUUAUGUGAAAAUAGCCUUGCUUCUACUUUUACCAAAUGUUACCUCCUAAACUAACAUCUCAUAGAGAUUGUAUUGUUCUUUUUUUAUCAUCUUCUUUUCAGUCCUGUUAGCGAUUCCAGUUGCCGCUAAGGACGAUUUCUUGAAAGACGCACAGGCAUACGUCUUUCGGGAUGUGCUGUCAGGCUCGCCCAAGAACCCUAAACCUCUAGAAGGAGUUGCAAUCGGCUUCGAGACCAUACAUGACGUAUCGCAGAUAUCGUCCAAAGAAGAGCUUGAUGCGUACGUGGACCUCGUGAGGGUGUCCACUUCCAAGGGAGGAGGGGCAACACCUCAGAAGUCUCAACAACAGAAAGGGGCUAAACAAGGUAGCCCACCUUCCGCUAGUAUAGAUAGAAGUCGACAAAUCUUUCGCCUACGUCUCGUCGGACAGGAGCCAGCCUUGACAAGUGCUGAGGGUAGGUCGAGAAGUUCAGUGGCAAACUUGGUCCACGUUCUCUCUUCUUCCCGUAGUCAACCAAACACAGCUGCAAAACCAGGCGCUUCACCUCAUAUGGCAACGCGCCUCGUGCAUCAGCAGAAAGCAGUGAAGAAGCACCUAGCAUCGACAGGGAACGAUUUCACCGGCGCCACUGAGAAGGAGCAAGAACAAAGUACUAGUAUUUCAUCUGAUUCUACCAAUAAUUCUCCUCCAGCUUCUUCAUGUUCAUCCUCUUCUUCUAGUAGUAGUUCUCCGCCACCACCACCACCAAAGCCGGAACAAGAGCAACGACGCCACCAGUUCGACAGUAAGGAAGAAGUGAAUGCGUUUCUUGAUCAGCUCCACAGGUCUAAACGAAAACGCAAUAGACCAACAAAAAAUAGCACGACUGCAGCUGCGGCCCCUAGUACUGCAGCAUCUUCAUCUAGUUCUAGUUCGUCUUCAUCUGAGGAAAGUUCUUCUGCAGGAGUUUCAUUGACGGGGCGGGAGGCGAAUAAUGCUUCAGCGUCAACUACAUCAGAACAUGAUCGAGAACAAGACCACCUUCAUCUGCCUUCCGCCGCUGAGGCAAAAGCAAAAAGUGAGGCGGAGGCCAACGCGCUUCUCGACCGCUUGCUGUCCGAGAAAAAAGAACGGCGAUCGUAUCGGUUGAUGCUAGUCGCGCACAAGAUUCAACGAGAAUCAAAUCCUCUAGUGAGACAGGAUUCGAGUGGUUCUGCCUCUAGCUCUAGUACGCCGUUGGACAAUAUGCCAAGUGACUCUGCUAGAACGGAGACGGACGCGGACUUGUUGACCACAAAGAGCACACUGUCGGAACGAAAGAAGGCGAGGAGAAAAAGAAACAAGACAUUCGGACUCGCUGGCUUUCUUCAGUUAUGUUGAUCAGAGUAGUUGUCUUAACACGAAACUGUAACUUCCCUCGCAGAAAAUGAAACCCUCGAUCAUUGUACUAGCACUCUCUAAAAAUUCAAGGCAACACUGCUUCAGGCAGCCGAAAAAAAGGUGGAGGUGCUGGACAAACUGAAUUGCUGAGAUUGGUGGACGAUUACAUGCAUCAUCGCUGGUUUCCUGAGCUCAGUAGGAAGAAGAGCAACGCGCUCUUCUACGACCUACUGCAGAUGAACCAGCAUGAGCGGGAAGAGCUGAUAGCAGAGGAAAUCAAGGUACUUGCUCUUAUCGUUACUCUAAGUGGUUGGAGAAGCUGAUAGCAGAGGAAAUUAAGGUACUUCUUAUCGUUCUUGCUCUAAGUUGGCAGAUUGCCGAAUAGAUUCGCACCAUCAUCAUCAUCAUCAUCAUCAUCGUUAUUCUAAGAGGUUGGAGAAGAGUGACAACAUUCUUGUGCUGCGUACAGAGAUCAUCUUUACCACCAUCUUAAUCGUAGUGACAGUGAUUACCAUCCACCUAAUAAUAUCAGAGUCCCGAUUUUUUGCCAUUAUUCACGGAUUUUUUGGAGAAGAAGCUACCUAAAGCAACCUGGGCUCAAUGGGAAAAGGAACUACAAGCGGAAACAGAGCAGAUAAAAGUAGGCGACACAAGCUUGAUCGUUCCAGCGUCGAGCUCCGCAUCAACAGAUGGCACGAAGACUGAAAAAGGUGAACAUACUGCGUCGACAAGUACUUCUGCAGGAGAUAUUGACGCGCCUGCGAGGGAAGCGCCGGCUGCUCGUUCUACGAGCUCAUUGUCACCUUCGAGCUCAUUGUCACCUUCAACUUCGUCGGAAGCUCUGACCCCAUUUAGCACAGUAGCAAAAGAGACAGCCAAAGGCAAGGAGCAAAAGGCAGCCAAGUCUGCCACCGAUGUCAUAGCGACGAAAGCGGAAAACAAAACUUCUAGUACUUCUAGUCAUGCAGCCUCGUCUUCGUCUUCGCCGACAACCAGAAUUUUGCCUCCCACGCCGCCAGUGUUAGGGUUAAAUCCGAUGGAGGAUCUAGACGCUCAAGUUGCAAGGCACGUUGAUGUUAAGGCUUCAUCGAAUAAGAUCUUCUCAACCUCACAUUUUUGCCUUAUUUAAACACGUCUUGCUCUUCGUUUCCACGAACAUGCAGAUCAUGCUCCCCCCUUUCUCUUUUCUUUUACUUUUUCCUUCUAACAGCCAGCACACCGUAUCGUCGCGAGAACAUCGAGAGGAUUUCAUGGCUAUGACGGAUGAAGAAAUGAUGGACGACCUGCUCCUGGAUGAUAUCAUUGCGGAUUUAAACUUGGACACCAUGUCGAGCAUGGAUAUGGACGACUUUGACUCCUCAGGAGGUGUAAAUCUUCCGAUGUCGUUUUUUCGCGAUUUGGACCAUGACGACGAGGACUACAUGUUCGAGGACGAUUAUUUUGGGUUUGAAGACAACGCUUCAUCUUCUGCAGCUUCUAGUGGACAAGAAGAGCGUGAGGACCACGCUCACGAGGACCUUAGAAGAAGUGCUAGUCUAGAAGUAGUGAAUUCUAGAACAAGUAGCUCAUCAAUGUUUAGGCAAGGUGGUGCGCAAGACGAACAAUUGCAGCAGCUGAAUCUUGAGCAAGGUAGUAAAUUGGAACAGUACAAACAGCAACAUGCGAAUGUUGAUUUAACGACCACUGCUUCUACAACUGCUUCAAUUAGCGGAGUCGUUUCAACACCGAAAAAUGCCACUGCCUCUACUCCUGCUUCAAGUAGCUCACACGAAAUAGCGACGUUUAACGAAGCCGGAGCAAGCGAAGCCACUUCUUUGUCCACUUCUGAUUCUGUAGAGGAUCAUGUCGUGGCAAGUACUAGAAGUAGUGCAAAAAUAUCUAUAUCUUCUUCCGCUACUCAAGCUUCUGAAAAAAUGGUCUCGUCAUCAGAAUCGAGGGAAGCAGAAGAGCAGUCCACGUCUUCAGUCUCACUAUCGCAAGCAACUGAACAAACUAGAAGUACAGGACCUGAUGAAGCGCUUGGAAGAGCGACAUCCUCAACUCUUAAAAAGAAAAACUCGAACUCCCGCUAUGUGCAGCCCGGCGAAAUAGAGCCUGGAAUGCUUCUGAUUGGACAUCCUCUCGGACCCUAUUUUCAACGCAAUCUUCAUCGAGCAGUUUUAUGGCUUUGACUUUGAUGUAGUUGGGCCUCUGGUGUUGAAUAAUGAUGAAGAUAAUAUUAGUCUUAGUGAUAGAUGAUAAAUAUUUUUAUUUUUUAUCCCACUCCCAGCUUGCUGGUGCGGAGGUACUACAUAACGUGUGCUUCUCACCGAAAGACCUGUCGUGAUCAUUUUUUUUCGGAUCUGUCAACAUCAUCUACAUUAUUUUGACCACCCCCUCUAAUACCGAUAGUGAUCACCGAGCGCGCAGCAGACGGACAAGUCGCUGGCUUAAUCUUGAACAAACCGGAUUUGUCUGCGCCCAAUCUGUCUGACUUUUUGCUGCAAACCGAAGACUUUAACUUGGACGAAAUGAAGCUCUCGGAAGUUGGAGUUGCUGGCCAAAAUUGUGGAGUUUUGGAUUGGCUACGAAAACGAAGAGCUGUGCUAUUGGACCAUGAUCAGCGGUGUAAAGAAGAGCUUAGUACAACCAGGGUCACGAACAACCAACAAUAUCAACAAGAACUUGCUCAUCAAGCUCAAGGUCAUGCUCAAGGUCAAGCUCAUCAAAGUCAUCAACAUUACAACCAGCAGCAGCAGCAGCAGCAGAAGUAUUUACCACGUGUGAGUCGAGUGUGGCGUGGUGGAGACUGUGAGCAUCCACGGCACAAAGUGCAGAUCCUUCACAAUGUCGCGAAUGUUCCUGGCGCCAUAAAAAUCCACGACAAUCUGUACGCUGACGGCGACGACCGUGAUAUCGUCUUGGCACAAGUAUUGAACAAUCGAAAGACGAAGAUGAUGAUGAAUACUGGUGCUGGUCGUGGGAUUCAAGUUGAACAAGGUGGUGAAGUAGCUGGUCAAGGUACACCUAGUAGAAAUGCAGGUUCUCAUGGAGGACAGAAGCAUGCUGCUGCUUUUUCAUCGACAGGGUCGAACCCAACACAGCCAGAAGAGGAAGGGCAACCAGCUCUGCACAUGAGGUUGAUGACGGGCACUUGCCUGUGGGCACCUGGACAGCUCGAAACGGAAAUUGAGCGAAACCUAUGGUUUUUGUCCCGAGUACAUGAACCUUCGAGCAACCUGUGGUUCCAUUCAAACCACAACCUGUGGCGCGAACUACUACGUAUUUUAUACAAUCUUGAUGUUCUUUUCCACCACAAGUUGGUCUGCUCGACCACAAGUAUACAUAGUUAUGACUUCCGGAAAUCUCCCACGUGGAGAAGCAUCCUGGGCCUCCCGCGUAAGGGGGAAACGGGUCCAAAGAUGACGCUCAAGAUGGAUAAUUCCCGGAAGGUCUAAUAUAGAUAUCUGAAUCAUGUUCUUCUCGUUUCCUAUUACCAUAUCAUGUAAGAGAAAUAAAAAAUUUUUGUACUAGUUGGAGGUUAAUAGCCAGUCGUCGACGUUUUUGAAGUGGAUGAUGCGUCCCAGGGAUCACCCUCUCUCAUCGAUGGUCACAUCUCUCAUCGAUCACCCUCAGGGGAUCACAUCUCUCAUCGAUCACCCUCACGACCACAAUCACUCCUUCCACUUCUGCUAGGUGGGCUUCAGGUCAUCUUGGGUAUCCACAUUCAUCAACACAUUCAUCAACACAUUCAUCAACACAUUCAUCAACACAAGGUGACCUUGGAUACCCAGCGCAAGCCGCUAUACCUGAGUUUCGCAACGUCGAGAUCGAGAAGAAAAUCGAUGUCCUUUUCAACCGACACAUGCAGAAUUACUACAGGAAUAUCAAGGAUCAUUGAGAUUGAGACUGAAGUCGUGAUUGAAUUUGAAGGGGAAGCGGCGCUUUCGGUUGGAAGUGGCGUGAUUGAGGAGGUUAGGGGUCGUUGGGCUUUACUAAAGGAGUGCAUGCACUUAUCAUGAAGUAGUAGAAAAGGACGCAGUACUUCUUGUGAUCAUGUUUAUUGUAGUAACGCUCAGCAGAAAAUCCACAAGGUAGAACAACAGGCAGCAGAGCGGAAGUAAAUUCAGUAUAUUUUGCAAACAACAAACACAAAGACAAACCUGCGGGCUUGGAAACGCAUGAGAAUUCGUCGGCUGACUGUUGCAAGAAGACGGAAACUAAUGCAUUGGUGAUCCGGAUAUAAGUUGUCCUUUUUGUCCGGAUCGGUGAUAGAGUGCAGAUUACGACUUAACUUUUAUUUUAUUUCGCAUUGGGGAUCCAUCAGAGUUUAACUAAAUUUAUAACAUCAGAUACGAAGUAUGUAGGACAUGAUCAACUUACUAGUAGCAAAACGUACUAAUAUUUGAUCCCUCCACGACCAUACAACUUUUUUUUAAGUCUAAAAUGUAUUUUUUUAAAGUCUAAGUCAAUCUGAUAUGAGAAUGACGAUCACAGAUUUCUUAUGAUCCGGGUGACGUGUCAGCUCUCUCUUUCGUGUGUACAACAUGCAGAAGACUGCGAAAUUGCUAAUGUGUGACGAUAUGAGUGCAUUCGUGUGCUGUAGUAUGUUUUGAGUAGUACUUCAACGUUUGGAUUCUCGUGGUGCUCUCAUCAGCAGGCUUCUUGUGCUGUGCAAACAGCAGAGAGAAUGCCGCAUGAUGCACUAUAAUAAGUUGACAUCUCACUCUCAACAGAAAAUCCACAAGGUAGGACAACAGGCAGCAGAGCAGAAGUAAACUUCAGCACGGUUCUAGUGGGUCAGAAGCAAGCUGGCUGAACACACUGAGGACGUGCCUGUAAUAAGAAGACGCGUUUUUUGAAACUCCAACAACAGUCAGUAAGCAGGUAACAGUCAGAUUUUUUUUUGGUAACUUUUCUUUCACAACGUUCUGAAUCACAACGCCAGCUAGUCAAGUACGAUACAACUACUUAGUUGAAACUGAAGCAGUUUUUGCACUUGAACACAGUAACUCUGUCCAUAAGUCAACUCAUGAAUACUUAGUUAGAGUAACAGUCUUCCUCACAUUUUACUCAGUACUAGCUGAGAUAAGUUGAAAGCAACUAAGUACAAAAACAAACAACUACGACGAACGGGCGUGGAUUCGCUCUCACUCGAGCAGGCGCGACUGCUGUGACACGGCCACGAGAGCCCGAACGAAGGGCCGCCAUACUAUAGGGGGCUAGCCGCGUCCUUCACCGGCAGCUUCUCGGAUAAACGUGCAAGCUCUUUCCUUUUUUCGGAUAAGCAUGGCACUGCAAAACAGAAAGCUCCUUCCCCGCUUUUUUUUCAUUUUCGAUGCUUGUGUCGAUGACGUGAUAACAGUGGCGCCACCAAGUUUAUUAUGUACUAACUUCAGACUCACAUCGGAUGAGAUCUUCCACUGACCUUCCACUGACUUCGCGUCUAAGAAUUAUCAACUUCGCGUCUCCUAUUUACUUCGCCUCUUAUUUGUGAGUUUGUAUAAGUCUAGAGAUCCUCAUCUUGCACUAGUGCACUGGCGCCGUCUCGAGUAUAUGCUGGGUCGGCGCAUCGUCCGUGAAGUGUAAGACUUCACUGUGCCCACCCCAGCUGGUGCGCUUGUGGUUAAGAAAUCAUAAAUCGCAGCUCCCUGAAGAUCCUAAAUUCUUCAAGUUUGGCAGUUCUCUUUAAGUUGGUUCAAGUGGUUCGAAAGGAGGUCAGAGAUCAAAUAAGUCUAGUUGGUUCCUUAUGCUGAUUUGAGUGAUCGCUGCGAAUUUUCUUCGGAACUCAAUGGAGGGUUAACAAAAAUGGCCUGUUUUCGUAUACCCUCCCCGAAGUUCUUCCAAAAAUUUGAGCACUCUCUUAAAAUCCGCACUAGGUUCCGUAAAUAAGUUACUUCCUCUUCUUCUCUCUUUCGUUUCACUCCUUGCACAUUUUGAAAACGUGCAAGAAGUGAAAAGCUAUUGAACGUUUUUUCUCCUUUCAUUACGAGCCAUUUUGGCUCAAGAUUCGAAACAUUUACACAGGAUUUGAAGCGCCGUUAGGGGCCUAGUUUGCAUUCAUUUGAACCGAGAUUCGACAACAAAAACAACCAAAACCCCUUACCAAACUCCCACUAUUCUCAAUUAUUGAACCUGCUGAGGUAAUACAUUCUACACGACAGCUAGUAUUGAUUAUACUUAAUUAACACCCAGUAAAAGUCUGUCGAAAUUAGAUCAGCAAAAAGUAUGACAAGCAUGACAAGUUUGUUUUUGAACUUUUUCUUUUUUACAACCUACAGGCAGCUUAAUACGUACAUACGCCGUGUUGAGCGUGACGUCCGGAAAGUCGCGUCAAAGUGCGCGAUACUUUCCGGAAAAUUGCACAGUACGUAGCCGACAAAAUCCGGCAGCACUAAUGAAAAACUUCUGCUGGUUGUCAACUGCAAAGACAGUUGGACUUGGAGUUGUUAAAGAAAUUUGAUGUUUGCUAACUGCAAAGACAGUUUGAAAUUUUUAUCAGCAGUCAGUAUGGAUCAAU
Molecule: messenger RNA, 9437 nt
Organism: Amoebophrya sp. A25
Lineage: Eukaryota; Dinophyceae; Syndiniales; Amoebophryaceae
Source: the annotation of a GenBank genome assembly